This is a messenger RNA of Macrosteles quadrilineatus (aster leafhopper), 3994 nucleotides long. RefSeq names its product roundabout homolog 2-like. The record is from RefSeq and is a predicted model, not a curated record. The transcript has 17 exons. NCBI's taxonomy places the organism in Eukaryota, Metazoa, Arthropoda, Insecta, Hemiptera, Cicadellidae. Gene Ontology annotation, molecular function: protein binding. Gene Ontology annotation, cellular component: axon; plasma membrane. Gene Ontology annotation, biological process: axon guidance; cell-cell adhesion. The coding region runs from base 217 to 3690 and encodes 1157 amino acids.
GAUUGAGAGAGACAUGCCGCUGUCAGCGAACUUACAAACCAUCACGUGUUUACAACAGUUACAAGUGUCAGAUAAAAUACACUUGAAACUAUGUUGAAUCAAGUCUAUAGUGACACUAUACGCUGCAAAUGGUUGAUGUAAAUAAUUUUUAUUGCUGUUUAUACAAAUUUAUGUGGAGAAGAGAGUGUGUUUUCAUACGUGUGUGAGCUGUGUAAAAUGCGUUUUGUAGUGCUAUGUGCGUUGAUUUCGAUUGGAUAUAAUGCUGGAUCACAGAUGGUACCACCCCGUAUCACGGAACAUCCCGCAGACCUGACUGUGCCACGCCACGAGCCUGCCACCCUCAACUGUGCCGCCGACGGUCAUCCUCCGCCCCACAUAGAGUGGUACAAGGAUGGCCACCCUGUGCGACCCUCGGCCAGCCGCGUACUACUGCCUGGGGCGCUGUUCUUCCUCAGAGUGACUCCUGGCCGCGACGCCGGAGUCUACUGGUGCAGAGCGACCAACUCCGCUGGCCACACGACCAGUAGAAACGCCACCUUGCAAGUCGGAGUGCUGAGGGAGGAGUUUCGUGUGGAGCCGUCAAACUUAAGGGUUGCUCAAGGGGAGACGGCGCUGCUGGAGUGUGGUCCUCCCAAGGGAGUUCCGGAGCCGCAGGUUUCCUGGAAAAAGAAUGGUGUACUUGUGGAAGUGGACACCUCUGACAGAUUAAAAAUUGUAGAUGGAGGAAAUUUGGCUAUUCAAAAUGCAAGAAAGGCGGAUGAAGGGAAAUACCAAUGCGUCGCCAAAAACGCUGUUGGGGUGAGAGAGUCCGCUCUUGCACAACUUAAAGUCCACGUGAAACCGUUCCUAGUGCGGGUGCCUGAGGAUGCCGUGGUAGUGGCGGGAGCGAGUGUGGAGUUCUCCUGUGAGGCGGGCGGAGACCCUGUGCCGGACGUGCUGUGGAGACGCACGGCUGGCGGCGGCAACAUGCCUCUGGGCAGAGUCCAUGUACUGGAGGAUCGCAGUUUGCGGCUGGAGGCGGUCACUCAGGAGGACGAGGGAGAGUACAGCUGUGAGGUGGACAACGCCGUGGGAAGUCUCACCGCCUCGGCCAUGCUCAUCGUCCACUCUCCUCCGGUGAUUUUGGUUAGGCCACAAGAAUUAACAGUGGAGGAGGGCCGCAACGCCGUGUUCUUCUGCGGGGUGAGAGGGAAGCCAACUCCGACACUGUUCUGGCUUAUAGAGGGUAACCACACGUUGCUGAUGCCCGGAGACGAGCAAGGACAGAUUGUGGCGUCGACUACCAGCGAGAGCCACGAGGGGGUGUCACUGUCGUUGACCAUCCAGGGAGUCCAAAAGAGCAACAACGGCCUGGUGGUGAUGUGUGGUGCUAUCAACGCUGCUGGCUCUGACUCCUGGACCUCUCGCCUCACCGUCGUCUCACCUGACGAUCACCCUCCUCCCAUCAUCCAGCUUGGCUCCUCCAACCAGACUCUGCCCCUCCACACCCCGGGCAUCCUGACCUGUCACGCCUCUGGAGACCCUGCUCCCAUCAUCACGUGGUACAAGAACGGCAUCCCCGUUACCAUAGAAACUCCUCAGGUCACUCUGUCUGACGAUGGGACACUUACAAUACACAACCUAGUGGAGAGUGACGAGGGACUGUACACAUGUGUGGCAUCCUCUCGUAGUGGGAAGGCAACAUGGAGCUCCACUCUCACACUAGAGCCCCGUACCAACCCCAACGCUCCGUUCUACCGCAGUCCGGAGCCCUCCACACUACCGGGCCCUCCUAGCAGACCUACACUAGUGAACUCGUCCGACAACAGCCUCACUAUAUCCUGGACCAGGAACAACAAGAUCGGUUCUUCCUCUCUGCUGGGCUAUCAGGUUGAAAUGUUCAAGAGGUCGCUGAGUGGAGGUCACAGUGGUGGUGGUUGGGUAGUAGCGGCCAGGAGAGUCCCAGGUCCCACCUACACGCAGGCCUACCUCCAGCCUGACGAGUCCUACACGUUCAUAGUACGAGCGGAGAACUCUCACGGUCUAUCAUCCGCGUCCCCGCCGUCUGCCAGUCUCCUGCUGUCCAACACCACUGUGGACGCCUCUGUAAAGGAGGCGAGGGCCAGUCUGUCCACCGGCCACGUCGUUGAGCUCACCUCCGUACAAGCCGUCUCGUCCACCUCUGUCAGACUGGGCUGGGAGAUCCUGAGCAGUGACUACGUGGAAGGCGUGUUGAUCUUCUCCCGUGGUAUGGAUCCUCACGCGCGCUCCACCACCAUGCUGACGGUACUUCACACCGGCGACACGUCAGGAUUCUUGGUCACUGGCCUCAGACCCUACUCGCGCUACCAGUUCUUCCUUGUACCCUUUUACAAGCUAGUAGAUGGAAGACCGUCCAACUCAAAAACAGUUCGCACUCUCGAGGAUGUCCCAUCUGAGCCACCAAGUAACAUUGAAGCUGUUCUGGUCAACACUAGUGCUGUGUACCUGAAGUGGAAACUUCCAUCUCAGACCUCUCACAACGGGAUUAUCAAGUCAUACCAGGUCGUGGUGAGAGGCACGAUGGGAGUGCUGAGCAAUGUGUCAGUGAGUGCCGCGACACCGUCACUACUGCUUACCAACCUGACCGCAGGGGUGGUAUACACCGUGCAGACGGCGGCGGCCACUAGGGUAGGGCUGGGACCGUACAGCGCUCCCGCCACGCUGCGACUGGACCCCUCCACCAGGCUGCUCAAUCACCCCAGACAACCAGUGGGAGUGCAGCCUAGUAUGGAGAUGGCCAGUUUCGACUUUCUCUCCGAGACUUGGUUUAUAGUGUUACUCAGCUCCAUGGUAGCCGUCAUGGUUCUUCUCUUCAGUUCGAUGCUGUAUUUCUGGAAAAAGCAAAUUAACAAAAAGGACUACUUACCAGAUUCCCGAUCGAACGCGGGCGUGCUGACCACACCUCUGGGGUUCAAAGGUUUGACAGUGGGACUGACUCACCCUCUGGCCACGGACCCCAACCUGUGGAUAGAGGGAGGCAAGUGCGAGGUCGAUGAGAAGUGUCAGUUGUACAGCGAGGUACCGCAGACUGCCGAGGACUACGCUGAGGUCAACAUGUUACAGCGAGGCUCCUUGUGGACGUUCAAGGGGGUGGGAGGUGCCAGCCAGACGUCUGCGGCGUACGCCUCGACCACCCUGGUACUGCCGCCGUCCAGCAACAGCCACUCCCCGGACUCUGACCAAAAGAGGAGCAACGACAAUGAGACAUCCUACACAUCAUUUGGCUACUACGACGGAAGAGUGUUUUCUGAUAACUAUUACUUACUUGGUGACAGAGGAUAUAGGAUUAAGGGUAACUACAGUGCGGGGGUGCCAGCGACUCUGGUCAUCCCCCAGAACGGACGUAGAGCGCUGUCAGACGCCGGAGAGAGAGACACAGAGAGCAGUCAGCUGGACACCCCUCCCCCACCACCACCAUCACUGCCACCACAGCCUCCUAGAUACCGACGAAGCUCUGCCUCCACGCCACUCAUCAGGCCACAAGAGAGUGUAUAUUCCGACGGCAGCAAGUGCCGGAUACAGAGACCUCCUAGACACCCACGGACUAUGACAUCGUUCAGCAGCUACAAUGACCACCACACUACCAUCUACCACAAACCGAACCACAGCUAUCAUGUGACAGCCAAUGGUAGAGGAGAACCACCAGGAGUGUGCAAGGGAACCACAUGAUGGCUACCCAGGACCACCUCGCCUGCUAGCGAACCAUACUGCAGGCCUAGCUGAGGCUGUACCUGAGUACUGACCAAAGAAAAUAACAACAACAUGCUGUACGAAUAUUGUAAUAGAUAGUGCAUUAUGCAUAUGAAAUCAAAAAAGAAAAAUGAAAUUUACUGGAUGUUCAUUUUUGAGAUAUCAAAAAACUGUAAUUUAUACAUUUAUUACAUUUAUUAGUGAUACAAUCCCUGAACAUAGUAUGUAUUUUACCUGGUAUUCAGGGGCACUUCCCUAUUGCUAAGGGUAUAAUAAUUGUAUU